Molecule: messenger RNA, 1659 nt
Organism: Cucurbita maxima (winter squash)
Lineage: Eukaryota; Viridiplantae; Streptophyta; Magnoliopsida; Cucurbitales; Cucurbitaceae
Product: basic leucine zipper 23-like
Exons: 3
Coding region: 478-1287 (269 amino acids)
Biological process (GO): regulation of transcription by RNA polymerase II; DNA-templated transcription
Molecular function (GO): RNA polymerase II cis-regulatory region sequence-specific DNA binding; DNA-binding transcription factor activity, RNA polymerase II-specific
Source: RefSeq, a predicted model, not a curated record
AUUAAUGGAAUUCCUGAAACCAUUGAUGGAUUUUGGUCCUUUCGCUGAAUGUUCUUCACCGAUGUGGUAACCCUAGGGUUUCUCUUCUUAAUCCAUUUUUUCCUCUGAUUUCGCAGUUGAGUUUCAAAUGCUUCGGUUUCUGUUCGAUUGUAGGCUGUUCGAAUGAUUUCUGUGGCGGUUUUGUCGGUGAGCAUUGCUUUGUUUUUUGGUGCUUUUGGUUAAUGCGGCAGCGUGAAUGUUAGUAGAUUCAUUAAUUGUUCUUUGUUGGUUGACUUGACUGUAUUAGUGGAAUUCCCUAGGUAGGAUUAAUGAGUUUUGUAAUCGGCUUUUAUGACCUUAGCAAGAUUUCGUGACUGAUUGUGGUGAUUCUGAAGCUUAAUUUCUGAUUCAGAGUCCAGGAAUUGGUAGCUGAGUUCGAUAUUUUUAUCUGUACUGGUUUUGAAUUACACUCUCCGAUUUGUAUUAUAUUGUUCGGCGAUGGAGGACGGAGAGCUUGAUUUUUCGAAUCAGGAAGUGUUUUCGAGUCCAAAUAUGGAGAUUCCGAGCAGUUGUUCAAUGGAUGGUUUCUUUGAUGAACUUUUGAAGGACACUCAUACUUGUACUCACACGCAUACUUGCAAUCCACCGGGCCCUGACUACUCUCAUACUCACACAUGUUUUCAUGUCCACACUAAGAUUGUCCCAGCUCCAAGUGAAGAAGACAAGGUUGUUACUGAUGACACUGCGGAAUCGACCGAGAAGAAGUCGAAGAAACGGCCGUUGGGUAACCGUGAAGCUGUUCGUAAGUACCGGGAGAAGAAGAAGGCUAGGGCAGCUUCAUUAGAGGACGAGGUUGUUAGAUUGAGGGCUUUGAAUCAGCAUUUGGUGAAGAGGUUGCAGGGGCAGGCAGCACUUGAGGCUGAGGUUGCUAGGCUUAAGUGUUUGCUUGUGGAUAUUAGGGGCAGAAUUGAAGGGGAGAUUGGUUCUUUCCCAUAUCAGAAAGCUGUUAAUCCUAACUUGGCUAAUCCAAGCAUCCCUGGUGCUUAUUUGAUGAACCCGUGUAAUGUCCGGUGUGAGAAUGAUCAGAUUUACUGCCUCCAUCCAGGGGUCGAUGGUAGCAGAAGCAGUGAAGGUGCUGUGAUAAAUGGACAGAGUUUUGGUGCUUGUGAAUUUGAAAAUCUUCAAUGUUUGGCUAGUCAUGGCUUGACAUCGGAAGAGCUACCCGGGUGUGGACUACGGAAUGCUGUCUCGAACGAUAUUUCUUCAGAAGCAAUGAAGAAGAAAGGAGGAAAACGUAAAGAGACAUGAACCUGAUGAACUGAUCAGUCAAACAUCAACAUCUACACUCCGGCAAUGCCUGUAGGGUGGUGCGUAUACCUCAGUCACUGCAACAUCUGAUUAUCUUCUCGUUAUCGAUCUUCUCUCGACCCAUUUGAGGUACUCGAAAAUGGUAGAGCUUCUUCAUAUGUUGAGAAGUGAUAUUGAGUAGAGCUUAGCAGAGUUGUAGUGAAUGAAAGUAGGGCAGAAGAAGUGAAUGGCUCCAUUUAUAUUAGCUUUGUACACCAUUUCAUUUUGGCCUGAUCUCUAUGGAGACUAACAGAAGGCAGUGUGUCCAAUAAUAUUAGCUUUGUACUCUAUUUGAUUACAGUUCAUAAUAAACAUUCUAAACAUUUUCUUCAA